CCAAGACAAUGGCAACCAGGAGAAGCCAAACCUGGUCGUCCGUCUGAAAUCGCGGAGGGGUCCCGGCUCGUGGCCUGACUACGUGCAGCGAUAAUGGCGCUCUACGAGCUCUUCUCUCACCCGGCCGAGCGCGGCUACCGCGCUGGGCUCUGCUCCAAGGCCGCGCUGUUCCUGCUCCUGGCCGCCGCCCUCACGUACAUCCCGCCGCUGCUGGUGGCCUUCCGGAGCCACGGGUUCUGGCUGAAGCGGAGCAGCUACGAGGAGCAGCCGACCGUGCGCUUCCAGCACCAGGUGCUGCUCGUGGCCCUUCUGGGACCGGAGCAAGGCGAGUUCCUCGCCUGGAGCACGUUCCCCGCCUUCAACCGGCUGCAGGGGGAUCACCUGCGCGUCCCGCUGGUUUCGACUAGAGAAGAGGACAGGAACCAGGAUGGGAAAAUGGACAUGUUACAUUUUAAACUGGAGCUUCCCCUGCAGUCCACGGAGCAUGUUCUUGGUGUGCAGCUCAUCUUGACUUUCUCCUACCAAUUGCAUAGAAUGUCAACAUUCAUGAUGCAAAGUAUGGCGUUCCUCCAGUCCUCCUUUGCUGUUCCUGGGUCCCAGUUAUAUGUGAAUGGAGACCUGAGGCUGCAGCAGAAGCAGCCGCUCAGCUAUGGUGGCCUAGAUGUCCGAUACAACGUGUCUGUGAUCAAUGGGACCAGCCCUUUUGCCUACGACUACGACCUCACCCAAAUUGUUGCUGCCUACCGAGAAAGGAAUGUUACCACCAUUCUGAAUGACCCCAACCCUAUCUGGCUGGUGGGCAGGGCUGCUGAAGCUCCAUUUGUGAUUAAUGCUGUCAUCCGAUACCCUGUGGAAGUCAUUUCUUAUCAACCAGGAUUCUGGGAGAUGAUAAAGUUUGCCUGGAUCCAGUAUGUCAGUAUCCUGCUUAUCUUCCUCUGGGUGUUUGAAAGAAUCAAAAUAUUCGUGUUUCAGAAUCAAGUGGUGACCACAAUCCCUGUAACAGGGAUGCCCCAGCAAGAUGUGUAUAAGGAGCACUUAUCAUGAGAAAUCUGAAGACUCAGCAGCACCACGGCUACCUCACUGUUGUCUUCUGAGAACUGCCAUCUGAUGACAUUUCUGAAAAGAGCCCAGUGGGCACAUGCGGACUUAUGUGUUUUUCUCCUCAGAGACAAAGAGCAGUUAUUUCCAAUUUUGCUGUAUACAAAUUCUAUAUCUUUUUUUUUUUUUUUUGGUGGCUGGCCAGUGUGGUGAUCCGAACCUGUAACCUUGAUGUUAUAAGGCUACCCUCUAACUAGGUGAGCUAACUGGCCAGCCCAAAUUCUGUAUCUUCUAAGCACCUACAUCAGGGACUAGUGUGUGGAAAGGUCUGAGCAUUUCUGGAGACUAUAAUUCAUUUUUGAGGUUUUGGGUGUUUUUUGUUUGUUUGUUUGUUUUGCUUUAGCCUUGAAUUUCAGGAGAAAAUUACAGUCAGUUCAGAUGUCUUGGAAAGACUACCAUCUCUGGUCAAGCAAAGACUUCUUCUCUUGAAAUGAGAAACACACUGUGCAUUUCUUCCCCCUAUUGUAAACCACUUUUUACUCUUUUCAGGGCUCUCUUGUGACAAAUAUGCACAUCGAUAGCACUUUCCACUUCUGAGCAUUUACUUUUUCUUUUCAGAACUUUGAUUUCCAGAACUGAGGUCUCUAACUGGAGAACUGGUGGGGGUGGGGCUCAAGCCCAAGAGCCACAUUAACAUGUGUGGGAGGAUGGGCGACUGGAAGAAACUCACACCAUCCACCUGCCCUCAGUCUAACAGACAGUCAUCUGUCAUCAGCUCAGCUGAACAGCCCUUUAUCCCUUCUGUGGCUGGCUCUUUGCCCUGCCUUUUGCCCUCUGUCUGUGCCCCUGGGAUGGCAGGCUGAAGUCAGAAGUGCUGUUUCAUUCAUGUUCCCUCGGCAACAGAGGGGGCAGUAAGGAUUGUAACAACAGGGUCUUUCUCUCUGGCCCUCACCCAAGAGCCUGGACAUUUGCCACUCCUCCUCCUUGCCUGCCCUCCCCCUUCCUGGAAAGGAUGUGGGUGACAGAGGAGUUGUUGUUGGUAUUGGCUCCCACUGCCUGACAACCACAGAGUUUAUUUGGAGAACUAGCAGGAAGCCCAGCUACUUGUAUUUGUCUUGACUGAGGAACAGGGUGCCCAUCAGAAGGGGCAGCUUCGGGAAGGAUACAAGGAGUGAGGGAUUAAAGAGGAUGCUAGGCCAGGCAGUGCAAUCCAGCCUGGCUAUUAGAAUGACCAGCAGUCCAGCCAGGUUACCCUCAUAGCUAAGCAAGUGUCUACAGGAGAAGAGAUGGCUAGAAUGGGCCUUUGGUGCACGGGGAAGGCUGAUUAUUCACCUUCAUUCCCCUCCUGAGGAAACCAACAUGCCGUCCCCUUAAAGCCAAGAUGGAUCUGCUUUAUGAUCCAAGCAUGUCAUUGGCACUGGAAGGACAUAGCCCUUGGGAGCCAUGUUUCAUGCCCACUCAUAAACACACCCCUUAGUGUUACCUCAGUUUAUCUUGGAGAUUCAGUUUUUAUUUCCAAAGCAUCUUUUCUUUCAGGCUGACCAAAAUAAGAGUUUUGGAAACAAAGCUAUUUUGAAGUAGUCAAGCCGAAAAAUUCCCCAACACUGGCCCCUCUGCCUUUUCUUUUAAUAUUUAGGGCUAUUUAUGUGCCUACAUUUUUUUUUUUUUUUUUUUUUGAGAUUUAAAUGAAAAAUGGUUUCUGGUUGAAAUCCCAAAAAGGUAGUGAGAUAUGGAAAGAUGGCUAAGGAUAUGUGUAAACAUUGCUUUGCAUUUUAUUAAAUUAUUCUAACACAAAAUUUGCAUGAA
Molecule: messenger RNA, 2844 nt
Organism: Cynocephalus volans (Philippine flying lemur)
Lineage: Eukaryota; Metazoa; Chordata; Mammalia; Dermoptera; Cynocephalidae
Gene: TMEM231
Product: transmembrane protein 231
Exons: 7
Coding region: 94-1044 (316 amino acids)
Biological process (GO): regulation of protein localization; cilium assembly
Cellular component (GO): ciliary transition zone; ciliary membrane
Source: RefSeq, a predicted model, not a curated record